AUGCUCCGUACGUUCUCUCGACAGGUUUUGCAGGUUUCCCGGGCCGUUCCACGGACGUUCCGACCCGUUGCCCCGGCCACGCGUCUUUUCCAGACCUCGGCUCCCGUUUUCCACGGUCAUGUGCACAAGCCCAAGCCUGGCGAGGAAAUCAAGGUCACCUUCAUCACCAAGGACGGUGAGCAGAUUGAGGUUGACACGUGCGAGGGCGACAAUCUGCUGGACAUUGCACAGGCCAACAAUCUGGACAUGGAGGGCGCUUGUGGCGGAUCGUGUGCCUGCUCCACUUGCCACGUGAUUGUGGACCCCGAGUACUACGACAAGUUGGAGGAGCCUGAUGAUGAUGAGAACGACAUGCUGGAUCUGGCAUUUGGCCUCACCGAGACCUCGCGUCUGGGCUGCCAGGUGUGUAUGUCCAAGGAUCUGGAUGGAAUCCGAAUCGCCCUGCCUGCCAUGACUCGAAACUUGCAGGCUUCCGAUUUCAACUAA
Yarrowia lipolytica CLIB122 is the source of this 486-nucleotide messenger RNA. RefSeq lists its product as uncharacterized. Gene Ontology annotation, cellular component: mitochondrion. The record is from RefSeq and is a predicted model, not a curated record. Gene Ontology annotation, molecular function: 2 iron, 2 sulfur cluster binding. Gene Ontology annotation, biological process: positive regulation of oxidoreductase activity; P450-containing electron transport chain. NCBI's taxonomy places the organism in Eukaryota, Fungi, Ascomycota, Dipodascomycetes, Dipodascales.